Molecule: messenger RNA, 467 nt
Organism: Cuscuta epithymum
Lineage: Eukaryota; Viridiplantae; Streptophyta; Magnoliopsida; Solanales; Convolvulaceae
Source: the annotation of a GenBank genome assembly
CAACUUCAGAAACAUCCUCUUCAAACAAAGGCAAUAACUGCUGGAGUACUGUCAGCUAUAAGUAAUAUAGCUGCUCAAAAGAUUACUGGCAUUCAAAAACUUCAAAUCAAGCGCCUUCUUCUCAAAGUGCUUUUUGGUUUUGCAUAUCUAGGACCAUUUGGUCACUUUCUUCAUAUAUUGUUGGACAAAAUUUUCAAGGGCAAGAAGGAUCCGAAGACAGCUGCUAAGAAGGUUGUGCUUGAACAAGUGACGUCUUCACCUUGGAACAACCUUCUUUUCAUGUUGUAUCAUGGGUUAGUUAUUGAGGGAAGACCAUGGGUCCAGGUGAAAUCAAAUGUGGCAAGAGAGUACCCAAAAAUCCAAUAUACAGCAUGGACGUUUUGGCCAGUUGUGGGAUGGGUGAAUCACCUGUAUGUACCCCUCCAGUUUCAUGUCAUAUUUUAUAGCAUUAUAGCUUGCUAUUGGGG